UACAAAACACAUCGAUAAGAGUCAGAGCGAGAGAGUCGAUGCCAGAACCCCCUGUAGGAUUUAAAGCUGUCUGAUAGUUUGAGGGGAAAAGAAGUCGGCCAAUAUUGCUGGCACAGUCUUAAAACAGUGAACUAAAUUACGCUUCGUAGAUUAGUGGGCGGUUUGAACUUGAUUCCUGUCCAACUUCUUUGACUGAAAACGACAAGGCUCAAAUAGGAAACGGGUUAAGUGUGAAUCAGAAGUCGCUGUAGUCAUUUGAGUGUUUGUGAGUCCCAUUUGCCGGGGUUUGGCCUAGAUAUCUCGUUACUAUAGAAAUGGCUACAGCUGCACAACCGGAGAAAAUCCUGGCACCAGCAAGUGACUUUCGGCAAAGGUGUCACUCCAUAAGAAUCGGUGAGCGCGUCAACUAUGUCAAUACGCCUCAUGUGAUUGCCCUCGUCGGUUUACCUGCUCGCGGAAAAACUUACAUGGGUAAGAAGUUGAGUCGCUACCUGAACUGGAUUGGCAUCAACACCAAAGUUUUCAAUUUGGGAGAGUACCGCCGUCAAGCCACUGAAGCCUACAAGAGUCAUGACUUUUUCCGUCCGGACAACACGGAAGCGAUGGCGUUGCGUGAACGGGUCGCUAUGGAUGCGUUAGAGGAUGCAUGCGAAUGGAUCGAAAUUUCUGGUGGCGAAGUGGCAGUUUUUGACGCGACCAACACGACACGUGACCGACGCCGUAUGAUCCAUUCCAUCGUAGUGGAGAAAAUGGGCUACAAGUUGCUCUUUGUCGAAUCGAUUUGUAAUGACCCCAAAAUUGUACAGGCCACCAUAAAAGAGGUUAAAGUCAACAGUCCCGACUACAAGGAUGUCGAAAAUGAAACAGUGCUCAACGAUUUCCUGUUGCGCAUUCAACAUUACGAAGCCCUGUACGAGCCGUUGGAUGAAAUACUCGAAUCUCAUUUCAGUUUCAUGAAAAUUUUUAACACUGGGGCCAAAGUGUUGGUGCAUCGUCACGAGGGUCACAUUCAGAGUCGAGUUAUUUACUAUCUCAUGAACAUACACAUUCUUCCGCGCACAAUUUAUCUGACUCGCCAUGGCGAGAGCUGUCACAACCUUCAAGGGAAGAUCGGCGGAGACUCUGACUUGUCUGAAAAGGGCUGGAACUACGCCAAAACCCUUGGCGAUUUCGUCAAAAAACAACGCAUCCGUGAUCUCAAAGUAUGGACGUCAUGGAUGAAGCGAACCAUUCAAACGGCCAGCUAUAUCGAAGCGCCUCAAGAGCGCUGGAAGGCUCUCAACGAAAUCGAUGCUGGCAUUUGUGAGGAAAUGACGUACGAAGAAAUCGAGAGCAAGCAUCCAGACGAGUUCCGUAACCGAGAUCUGGACAAAUUUCAUUAUCGUUAUCCACGAGGCGAAUCUUAUGAGGAUCUCGUCGCUCGCCUAGAGCCCGUCAUCAUGGAACUUGAGAGGCAAAAGAAUGUACUUGUCAUCGGACACCAGGCUGUGCUGCGCUGCCUCUUGGCCUAUUUCUUGGAUCGUACUGCAGAUCAACUGCCGUACAUUGAAGUGCCUCUUCACACCAUAAUCAAGUUGACGCCGGUGGCUUACGGUUGUAAAAUGGAAGAAAUCCGCAUGCCGAUUGAGGCCGUCAACACCCAUCGGGCUAAACCGGCAACCUGUCCUAAUACGUCCACUCAAGAGGACCAAUAGCACAAAAAAUUUAAACAAAAUGUAUAACGCUAGUUGCAUCUACACCAAUUUUCGGGUUUCAUGAGUGCUCCAUUAGUAUAGACGAGAAAUUUUUUAAAAAAAGAAAAGGGAGCCUUGAAGUGCCAUUCCACAAUAACCGAAAAACACACACACACACGCACACACACACACAAUAAGUCUAUUUCCGAACCCCGACUAUGUCCUAAAAACAAUCCUCACCCUGCUCUCUUCCUUUCAUUCCUCGUGUCUUCAAACAUUGCCACUUACUAGCACAAUAAAAAAAAACAAGUCGAACACCCAAA
Messenger RNA from Daphnia pulex (common water flea), 1996 nucleotides. RefSeq names its product 6-phosphofructo-2-kinase/fructose-2,6-bisphosphatase 1-like. The coding region runs from base 315 to 1694 and encodes 459 amino acids. The record is from RefSeq and is a predicted model, not a curated record. Gene Ontology annotation, molecular function: 6-phosphofructo-2-kinase activity; fructose-2,6-bisphosphate 2-phosphatase activity; ATP binding. The transcript is spliced from 9 exons. NCBI's taxonomy places the organism in Eukaryota, Metazoa, Arthropoda, Branchiopoda, Diplostraca, Daphniidae. Gene Ontology annotation, biological process: fructose 2,6-bisphosphate metabolic process; fructose metabolic process. Gene Ontology annotation, cellular component: cytosol.